Molecule: messenger RNA, 1359 nt
Organism: Cladophialophora yegresii CBS 114405
Lineage: Eukaryota; Fungi; Ascomycota; Eurotiomycetes; Chaetothyriales; Herpotrichiellaceae
Exons: 3
Coding region: 1-1359 (452 amino acids)
Cellular component (GO): fungal-type cell wall
Molecular function (GO): acid phosphatase activity
Source: RefSeq, a predicted model, not a curated record
AUGGCGCUUCUGGCAUGUGUCCUAUAUCUCGCCUCAUGUGUUGCAGCUCUGCCAGUCUACCCGGCGCAAUCACCAAUCCUGCUAGAUCAUACCCAAGGCUACCAGUUUGACCCCCUGUUACAUCUUCCGGGCAUAUCCCCGUACUUCGACGCCGUGGGAUUCGGUCUCGAACAUGCGGCACCGCCGGGCUGCACGGUCACUGCAGCAUCAUACCUUGUUCGCCAUGCUGCCAUCUACGCUAACGACGACGAGUACGAAGAAUAUAUCAAACCAUUCCUCUGGAAGCUAGAGAAGCACCGACAGGGCUGGUCUGGUCCUCUCGAAUUCAUGUCAACGUGGGUCUCACCGAUCUUAGAGGACCAUCUAGAGGACAUCACACCGUCCGGUGCAGAAGAUGCAAAGAAAGUCGGCGGUCACCUUGUCAAACGAUAUCCCAAGCUGGCGCCCACCGUGAAGAAGAUCUUGGCCGACAAGAAGCCCAGGACAUUUGACACUGCGAUAGCCGUCGCGAAGGCGUUUCCGAAUCACGAAGACAUCGAGGUUGUUCGAUUCCUCCACAACCAUAAUGGCAGUUUUGACAGCUUGAUCCCUCACAAGAGUUGCUCAGCCUUCACCAAGAUCCCGGGCACCAAAGAGAUGGGUGACUUCGUCCACCACUACGCGCCGCACGUGUCUGGGCGUCUAGCACGAUUCACCCCGUUUGAGUUGAGUGACAAUGACGUUGUUGGCCUGCAGAGUCUUUGUGGUUAUGAGUCUGCAAUCAAAGGCGAACGAAGUCCCAUCUGCGCAGUUUUCACUGACGCGGAGUUCUUUGCGUACGAGUAUGCCUGGGACCUCAAGUAUUCACACAUGGUCGGUCCCUUGAACCCAUUGUCACCGUACCUGGGCUUCCCCUGGCUUAAAACACAGAGCGAGCUCUUUCAGCAACUUGAGAAGGAACCGGACAGCCACUCAGAACCAGAUACAGGCUCCGGUUGGCCGUCACCCCAGCGCUUUUUCCUCAGCUUCACCCACCGCGAAGUACCGCCCUUCGUGGCAACAGCAUUAGGAAUAUUCAACUCGUCUUCCUCUGCCGUCGAAGAAUUCCCAACGGACCAUAUCAACUGGGCACGAUCUUGGAGAAUGAGUGAUCUCAUCCCAUUCCUGGGACACGUCGGCAUGGAAAAGAUGACAUGUGAUGGUCGGCCCGGGCGUGAGGGCGAGUACAUAAGAGUCAUUGCAAACACGGCGCCCCGGCCCAUACCUAGCUGUCAGGACGGCCCUGGUGCGAGCUGCUCGAUGGAGCAAUGGACGGACAUCAUUGCGCAGGGAGCAGAGAAGUACAAAGACUACCAUAAAAUAUGCAGCACCACUUCGUGA